Molecule: messenger RNA, 3915 nt
Organism: Euleptes europaea (tarantolino)
Lineage: Eukaryota; Metazoa; Chordata; Lepidosauria; Squamata; Sphaerodactylidae
Gene: SMARCC1
Product: SWI/SNF related, matrix associated, actin dependent regulator of chromatin subfamily c member 1
Exons: 28
Coding region: 1-3915 (1304 amino acids)
Biological process (GO): positive regulation of DNA-templated transcription
Cellular component (GO): npBAF complex; nBAF complex; SWI/SNF complex
Molecular function (GO): histone binding; nucleosomal DNA binding
Source: RefSeq, a predicted model, not a curated record
AUGGCUGCCAACAUGAAACAAUCUAGGCCGAGUGGUUUUCUUCUGCUGCAGGGACAGGCCAGCGGGAAGGCGCAUGCGCGGCCAAGAAGGGACGGAGGCGAAGCAGGCGAGGAGGCUGGCGCACGCGCAGACGGCCCGGACAGGCGGCGCAUGCGGAGACGCGGCGGCGGCGGAGGAGGAGGAGGAGAAGGGGGCGGGCCCCGCCGGAGACGGCCGGUGCCUGCGGCGCAUGCGCCGCGCCGCCCUCCCGCCUUCGAGCCAGCGAGAGGAGCCGGCGUCCCUGGCGCGCGCGGGCGGGGAAGGCGGCGUGAGGAGGCGAGCGCGUCUGCCCGCCCGGAGGGGAGCUUCGCCUCCUUCUUCCCUGCGCGUGCGCGCGGCGAUUGGCGGCGGUGUGGCAGCCGCCGCGGCGUCCCGCGGGCUCUGCGCAUGCGCGGGGCCAGGGCAGUGGGCGGCGUCGGGCCCCGGCAGCAGCGGCGGUGGCGGCGCGGGAGGCGCGGAAGGCCCGGCAGGACAAUGGCGGCGGCGGCGGCGGGAUCGGCGGCCGUGGCCGGCGCGGGCGGGGGGCCGGCGGCGGCGGGCGGCGGCGGAGGAGGGGGCGGCGGCGGCGGCGGCCCCGGCUCGGCGGGCUCGGCCUCCUCCGCCAGCCCCUUGUCGGUGUCGCGGCGCAAGGACGGAGGCCCCGCCGGCAAGUUCUGGGAGAGCCCCGAGACCGUCGCGCAGCUCGACGCCGCCCGCGCCUGGCUGGGCAAGCACUGCAAGAAGUAUGUUCAAGCAGAUGCUCCGACCAAUAAAACGCUGGCUGGGCUCGUGGUGCAGCUGUUGCAGUUCCAGGAAGAUGCCUUUGGGAAACACGUCGCCAACCCUGCCUUCACAAAAUUCCCAGCAAAGUGCUUCAUGGAUUUCAAAGCUGGAGGGACCCUGUGUCACAUUCUCGGUGCUGCUUAUAAGUAUAAAAACGAGCAAGGAUGGCGACGGUUUGACUUGCAGAAUCCUUCCCGCAUGGAUCGAAAUGUAGAAAUGUUUAUGAACAUUGAAAAAACAUUGGUGCAGAAUAACUGUCUGAGCAGACCAGUCAUCUACCUCGUUCCAGAUAUUGAGCUGAAGCUGGCUAACAAGCUGAAAGACAUUGUCAAGCGACACCAGGGCACAGUCACAGACGACAAGUCGAAAGCCACCCACCAUAUUUAUCCCAUUCCUACCUCAUUGGAUGAAGAAGAGUGGCUGAGACCUGUGAUGAAAAAGGACAAGCAGGUUCUUGUGCAUUGGGGCUGUUAUCCAGACAGCUACGACACUUGGGUUCAUGCUGGGGAUAUAGAUGCGGAAGCUGAAGAGCCUCCAAUUCCAGAAAAGCCGUGGAAGGUUCACGCCAAAUGGAUUCUGGACACAGACGUAUUCAAUGAGUGGAUGAAUGAAGAAGACUAUGAGGUGGAUGAGAAUAAGAAGCCAGUUAGCUUUCGCCAGCGGGUCUAUAUGAAGAACGAAGAACCAGUCCGCAGCCCAGAACGCAGAGACAGGAAGGCGACUGCCGGCGCUAGAAAGAGAAGGCACUCUCCUUCACCCCCGCCUCCUGCUACCCUGGUUGAAUCGAGGAAGAAGGCAGGAAAGAAAGGACAAGCCAGUCUUUAUGGGAAGAGACGAGGGCAAAAGGAAGACGAUGACCAGGAAGAUCUUACGAAGGACAUGGAGGAUCCAACCCCGGUGCCUAACAUAGAAGAAGUGGUCCUUCCUAAAAAUGUCAACCUAAAGAAAGACAGUGAAAACACUCCCGUGAAAGGAGGAACUGUAGCAGACCUGGAUGAGCAGGAUGAAGAGACACUGGCGACAGGAGGAAAGGAAGAUGAAGAUCCCAACAAAGGUGACCAGAGCCGCUCGAUAGAUCCGGGAGAAGACAAUGUCACAGAACAGACGAAUCACAUCAUUAUCCCCAGCUAUGCAUCCUGGUUUGACUAUAACUGUAUUCAUGUGAUCGAACGCCGUGCUCUUCCAGAAUUCUUCAAUGGGAAAAACAAAUCAAAGACCCCAGAAAUAUUCUUAGCGUACCGCAAUUUCAUGAUCGACACCUACCGCUUGAACCCUCAGGAGUACUUGACUAGCACUGCCUGCAGAAGGAACCUCACUGGGGAUGUCUGUGCAGUGAUGAGAGUCCAUGCCUUUCUGGAGCAGUGGGGGCUCAUUAAUUACCAAGUGGACCCGGAAAGUCGGCCCAUGGCCAUGGGCCCUCCUCCCACCCCUCAUUUCAAUGUGCUCGCUGACACCCCUUCUGGACUCAUGCCGCUUCAUCUUCGCGUGCCUCAGAUCCCAGCUGCUCAGCAGAUGUUGAAUUUCCCUGAGAAAAACAAAGAAAAACCUACUGAUCUGCAAAACUUUGGGCUUCGCACAGAUAUAUACUCCAAGAAAACAUUAGCAAAGAGCAAGAGCGCCAGCGCUGGGCGAGAAUGGACAGAGCAGGAGACUCUGCUGCUGCUCGAGGCUUUGGAAAUGUACAAAGACGACUGGAAUAAAGUGUCGGAGCAUGUCGGAAGCCGCACUCAAGACGAGUGCAUUCUCCAUUUCCUGAGACUGCCCAUCGAGGAUCCUUACUUGGAGAACUCAGAUGCCUCCCUGGGCCCUCUGGCUUACCAGCCGGUGCCGUUCAGCCAGUCUGGAAACCCGGUGAUGAGCACUGUCGCUUUUCUGGCGUCUGUUGUGGAUCCCCGCGUGGCGUCUGCUGCAGCUAAAGCUGCCUUAGAGGAAUUUUCCCGUGUCCGAGAGGAGGUGCCCCUGGAACUGGUUGAGGCCCAUGUCAAGAAAGUGCAGGAGGCAGCCAGAGUCUCUGGAAAGCUGGACCCCACGUAUGGGUUAGAGAGCAGCUGCAUUGCCGGAACAGCUCCAGACGAGCCGGAAAAGCUCGAUGGGCCUGAAGAAGAAAAAAUGGAAACAGAGACCGAUGGGACGCCGGCAGAAAAAGUUAAGGUUGAAAACAAAGGGGAGAGUGAAAUGGAUGGAAACAAGGUACUGGAAGGAGAAGAGGAGAGACACGCAGAAAAGGAGCAAGAUGGUGAAGUCCCUCUGGAUCCCAAACCAGAUGAGAGGGAAGUGGAAGAGAACAAGGAGAACCUUGAUGUGGGCAAAGACAAGGAGAGCGAUGCUGGGAAGAAGAGAGCAGAGCACGAAAUCUCUGAAGGGAAUGUCGCAACUGCCGCAGCUGCCGCUUUGGCUUCGGCCGCCACCAAAGCCAAGCAUCUAGCAGCAGUUGAGGAGAGGAAGAUCAAGUCCUUGGUUGCCCUCUUGGUGGAAACACAAAUGAAGAAACUAGAGAUCAAACUCCGUCAUUUUGAGGAGCUGGAAACGAUCAUGGACCGAGAAAAAGAGGCGCUGGAGCAGCAGAGGCAGCAGCUGCUGACUGAGCGCCAGAACUUCCACAUGGAGCAGCUGAAGUAUGCGGAGCUGCGCGCCCGCCAGCAGCUGGAGCAGCAGCAGCACAGCCAGAACGCCCAGCAGUCCCACCAGCACUCCAGCGGCCCGGGCAUGAACCCUCUGGGGACCUCUGGACACCCGGGCCUGAUGCCACCCCAGCAGCCUCCUCCAUAUCCCAUGAUGCACCACCAGAUGCCCCCUCCUCACCCCUCACAGCCAGAGCGUGAAGAGAUGUACGAAGCUGAGCGCUGUUUAAGUGACUGGUGGGGCUGGGAAGCUGCUCCGAAUAAAGAGACCAAAGGGGCCCAUAAAACAUUUAUUGGCCAAGAAAACAAAGAAGAGCCCUGGUUUAUAGUCCUCUCCAGUUCUGCAGGCAACCAGAAUAUAGGGCCUCAGGCUCUGAGCCAUUUCUCCUAUCCGGCUUUCUGCAAGCACUGGAGAGUAAAGCGGCCAGGCGGCUGGCUGGUUGGGCAGUACCUCGAUGAGCGCAUUUUCAGGAUUCCCGUCCAGGUGGUCUGA